Molecule: messenger RNA, 8736 nt
Organism: Eriocheir sinensis (Chinese mitten crab)
Lineage: Eukaryota; Metazoa; Arthropoda; Malacostraca; Decapoda; Varunidae
Product: FHF complex subunit HOOK interacting protein 1A-like
Exons: 16
Coding region: 93-3323 (1076 amino acids)
Source: RefSeq, a predicted model, not a curated record
CUCAGUUGUGUUUGUGUUGUGGCCGAGGGAGGGCGGCCGUCAGCUGAUCCUCUUCUUCGCCUCCGUCACGCCUUCACCAUGUUGAGGGCGGGAUGACCAGCUGGCUGCGAGACUCCCCACUGAGGGUGUCGCUGGGCCGGCGCCGCGCCGCCCCGCCCCCCCUGCAGGAUGUGGACCCCGCCGCGGCCUUCCACUCCUUCAUCAAGCACUGGCAACAGACGCUCGACAUCAUUGAGCGCACCAGACUCAGGGGGCAGGUGUUUGCCGACGAUGUGACCGCCGUGAUCAACCACCUGGCGCAGAUGUCCACACUGCUGCUGGUGGACCUCAAACAGAUCACAGCACACAAGCAGAGCGCCAGGGGGAGCCGUCGGAAGGACUCGCACACACCCCAGCAUGCCACCAAAAACAGCAACAACAACAACCACCACUACCCCCACCACACCCACCACCCCCUAGAGGACCCCCACUCCCUCGACGAUGGCUCGGGUGCCCCCUCCACUGCCUCCCUGCCCGCCGAUGUUCCCCCCAACACCCCCAUCUUUGAUCACUUUCUGGGGGAGGAGAUUCUCGAUAAGGUGAUGGAUUGGAGCCUCACCGCCGGGGAGUUUGUGAAUGCUCUCAAACUGGAACAACUCAAGGUCCAUGAACAGCUACUGAGCCACUCACAGCAGGAGGUGUUGGUGUACAAGCCCAUCAUCCGUCCCCUCAUGAAGCUACUCGCCUCCUGCACCAGCUGCCAGCACUCGGACGUGGAGAAGCGGCUGGUGGUGCUCCUCAACCAGCUCUGCGUCUCCCUCAUGCACAACCAGCAGCUACUCGACUUCUUCUUCCAGUUCUCCGAGGGCCAGGGACCAACCAAGUUCGUCAUCUUCUCGCUGCUGCUGCCGUAUGUGCACAGAGAGGGCGGUGUGGGGCAGCAGGCGAGGGACGCACUGCUCCUGUGCAUGGCCCUCUCUGCCUCACACACGGCGGUGGGCCAGUACAUCGCACAGCACUCACACUUCUGCCCCGUUCUGGCGACGGGUCUGAGCGGCCUGUACUCCAUGCUGCCGCGCUCCCUCAACUUGUCCUCCGAGGGCUGGCACAGACUCACCCAGGAGGACAUCAGUGACAUCCCUCAGCUGCAGCUCUUCCUCAACUCCCUGGAAUUCUGUAAUGCCGUCGUGCAGGUCUCUCACCCCCUAGUAAGGAAGCAGCUGGUGGAGUUCUUGUAUCAAGGAUUCCUCGUGCCUGUCCUGGGCCCAGCUCUGAACCAGGGCGAGACAGUCAUGGGCAAGACGGGGCCAGUCAACGCUACCGCCCUCAUGCAGUCCGUGGUGAGCGAGGUGGUGGCAGCGACGGCAUACGUGGAGCUGUGUCUGCGCACCGUGACCGAGCCGGACCUGCUGCGCGUGUUCCUGGCCUUCCUGCUCACCACGCGCGAGACCUCCAGCCCCACCCCUGACCCCCCCAUCAUCACCCAGCUGAUCUCGCGGCUACACUCGUCCAACACUCAACUGUGUCUGGUGACGCUGAGUCUGUUCUGGACGCUGGUGGACCUGAACUGUGAGGACCUGAUGCUGACGCUGGUGUUCCAGUACCUGGCGCCCUGCACACACGUCAUGGUGUCCCAGCGCCAGCGCCUCACACAGCCUCCCGAGCCAGCACAGCGUGCCUCACACAAGCUGCUGCACCUCAUACCAGAGGUCUGCCAGAGUGACAGCAGCCACAACAAGAUGGAAGCCAUCAGCCCCCCUGGAGCUGUCCCGGCCCUGCCCCAGGCCACGCCCCCGUCCCCCGGUCUGCCCCCAUGGCCUGCGGACUUUGAAUGUCUGCCACGGCCAACCCUCUACUCCGAGUACCUGGAGGAGGCCCAGGCACAGCUGGCGUCCACCUCAGCGGCCUGCACCGCCUGGACCUGGCGGUAUGACGGCCUGGAACCCUCGCCCACCCAGGCUGUGGAGCUGCUGGAGACUGCCCGCGCCAACCCCCCAGCCAUAUACCCCAAGCCCCGGACACAGUCCAACCCGGAGCCAGUGCAGGACAGUCCCCCGGGGGGCAGCACCAAGGCCCGCAGCUCCAGCAUACCCAGCGGAAUGAAGGUGUGCCCGACUGAGGGUGAGGAGGGCGGCCAGCCGGUGGUAAACGGCAGCUGUGAGGGUGGCGGCAGCACCCUGCCCCGGGCUGUCACCGGGCUGAUGGCAGAGGAGGAGAACCUUGACUCCCUGGGUGAGAGCAGCGGCUACGAGAGCUUCAACAUCCGGGCCUCGCGGGACGCCUCACCCACCAAUAGUUCCGACGGGUCACCCCGCCCCCGCCCCACUGGUGCAGCACAGGGCGGUGACUCCUUGGGGCGCCCCGCCACCACUCACGACGACGACCAGGACUUUCUUGAAACCCUGCAGCGGUCCAACACACCCACGGAGCAGAUUGGCCUGGAGGAGACCCUAUGUGAGAUAGAGCAAGCCUUCUCUGCGGUGAGGCUGUGUCCCGGCCUCAGCCCACCCUCACUCCACAACCAGGUGUUCUGUGUGGAGGUGUUCAGUGGCGAGGAAGGCGGCGGGGAGUAUGAGAGCUUCCCCUGGCAGAGUCACGAGUCCUCCCCUUCAGAGGUGCCCGACAGGAGCCUGCAGCACGGCCAAGAGAUCCAGGCCAGGCCAACGAUAGGUCCGUUCUUGGAGGCACUGCUGAUGAGGGUGGACCAGAUGCUGACCUCCUCCAUCCACGUGAACCUGCUGGCGGCCACCCUGCUGAGCCGCCUCGCCACCUUCCCCACGCCCCUGCUGACCUCCCUGCUGCUGGACGCGACCAUUGUGUUCCAGCCCGCCGUGAAGUCACUCGUGCAGGUAUUAAGUGGCCUCAAGCAGAAGAUCGAUGGUGUGCUGGUGGGCGAGGAGGCGGGUGCUCUGGUGGCGGACGCGCGAGUGUGGUUCACGGUGAGGGAGGUGGCCGCGACGCCCCACCCCUCCCCUCGGACACGCACCCCCUCCGUCUCCUCCACCUCCACCGACACCCCACUAAUGAGAGGAGAGACCAAGCGACGCAGUUUCUCCCAGACAGUGACGGCACUCUUCCGUCGGCCUCCGGAUCGCUCGCCCACCCCCAAGGAGAACCCCCCGCGCUCCCUCCAGCACCUCCCAGACAAGGCUGGGUACAGGUACACCAAGCAGGUGUCGAUGCCCAGCGAGGACAUCCUCACCCUGCCAGGUCCAGCAGCAGAGAAGAGGCAUUGUGCCCGGUGUGCCGUGCUGGUGCAGGAGUGGCUUCUGGAGCUCUCGGCGCUGGCACAGGAGCAGGUGGUAGCCAAACCUUACCUGGAGUUCACCUUCCCUUCAAGGUGACACUGACCACAGCGUGGCACAGUGCCGACCACUUCCCUGUGCCGGGCAAUGACAUGGAAGGGGAAGAGUGUCAGCCAGACGAAGACCCCGGGGCACUGGUCUCUGAGUCAAGGUCAGUCAUGGGCCAAGCUUGUCCUGGCCAUGGCUGGGAAGCAUUUAUUGGGGCGGGACAGUUCCAUGCCACACCCUUGCUGCCUCGCCGCUGGAGGUGGCGGUGGCUUACUCUUGGCUCAGCCGGGUGACUCAUGUCUUGCCUUGCUCGCACCAUCCUGUGUUAUGUUACACUCCAAGUGAUCAUGGGCAAACCUGGGUUCUUGUGUUGGGAGACUAAUAGUACUUAUGGGCUGCAGGUACCUACUCGUUAAUUUUAUAAAACUAUUACAUACUAAUGAUAAUUUCCUACUGCCAUGUUCUCCUUAGCUGUAGUUGUGUUUUGGUGUUGUGUCUUGACUACCAUUGUUGGGAGUCAGUUAUGCAGUUAGUUGUCCCUCGUGUGUGGUGGCGGUGCCAGGCAAGGAAGGCCCAGGGCUUCUGGGUGUGGGUGAGGCAGAUUCUGUGGCGUGGAAUUGUCCUGUGAUCAUGGUGACCACCGGCGGUGCCCUUGGCGGCACGGUGAGCCAGAUAGUCUCCAAAGACAGUAGUCAUAACGUGUAUAUUGUUCACUUUUUAACAACUUGUACAUAGUCUUGCAAAUAUAUAAUAUAUAUUAUAGAUUAUCAUCACCUUCAGCAUUGGUGACCUUCUUUCUACAGAGGCAAGGGAGAGAAUUUUAAAUUGGCCAUGUGACUAUUCUGACAAGUGUUCUAGACAAAAAUUGAGAUAGAGCCAAGUACCAGACCUCAGUCUUCUGUGUUGUGGGAGCUUUAUCCAGUUACCUCUUGUGGCACAGCAGAAUACAGGGAAGUGUGUCCAUGCAUGUAGUGUGUCAAGAUGGGAGGGAGAAAGUAAUGAGGAUGUGUGGGAGAGAUUUUGUGUAAGUGCUACAACAAAGGGAGUGGAUUGUGGAGUGGCUGAAAUCUGAGAUGGUUUGGGCAUGUGAUAAGUGUAGAAAAUUACUUUAUGAAGAGUGUGUAUGAGAGCAAGAUUGAGGGAAAUAGUAACAGGGAGAAACCACCAACAGGAUCAGUAGAGCAGAUGAAUAUUGGAGAGAGAGUUGACGUAUGAGGGAUUGAAUGUGCUUGUCAUGAGAGGAAGUUAAGUUGAACAUUACAGGAGGUUGAGUUCAGUGGCUGGUCUCCCCACGACUAUUUUUUGCUCGGAAUAUCUGUCAAAAUUAGCAGAUGGUCAUUCUUGCUUCCUGCCCUUCCUCUGCAGUAAACAAGGUCGCCACUGAUGGAGAUGAGAAGUGUACGUAUGCAUAUAAUAUAUUUUAUGAAGGUUUGGCUAAUUUAGAGAGAUUUCUUUUUAAUCAUAUCACAUGAGUAUAACAAUAGUAUUAGUUUUGAAGUAUUUGAAGUAUUUAUAUGAAAGAGAGUUUAUAUUAAUUUCCUCACCAAAGAGAAGGGAGUCUCAGCCGCCCGGACGCUGCUGUGGCUUUACUGAGGACUAUUGGCUUUACUGAGGAGCCCGUGUAGGGAAAUUCAGACUCGUGUGUUUGAAGCUUUUCUCCACGCUGAAAGGAGACAUUAAGGGUCGUAUUACACGUCGAAUCUGAGAAGUUUCGGGUCCCUCCGGAGUUUGGGAUGAAUGACUCUGUAGGGACCUGAAACUUCUCGGAUUCAACUUGUGCUACGGCCCUAAAAGCUAAAAACAUUGCCAGAUUAUUUCAACAUAUUAGUAUUUAUCAACAGUUAUGUGGGCUUGCUUUUUGAUGCCAAUUUUGUUAGUUGGAAUUUUCACAGUUAAGUCGACAUGUUAAAACUCCAUCUAAAAAGUGAUAUGAAAAACUAACAGAACCGACUAUUCACACCUUGCAAAACAGGUCACAGAGUUAAGUCGACACAUUACAAACUCCGUUAUAAAAAGUGGUAUAAAAAAUUAACACAACCAGCUAAAUACGCCUUUAUAAACAGGUAAAAGAAAUACAGAUCAGCCACAGUGUUGUUGAUGAAGGCUAAUAUGUUUGAAAAAAAUCAGGCACAUGACCGAAAAAAUGCUUGCUGAGGCUGCGUUCUGCACACCCGACUCAUCCACCUGAGAGGCAGAUGGAUGCACACAAACCCUCCAACACACCUGACUCUUCUUGCUCUUGUGGGGUCCUGAUAAUGGUGUUUCCCUCCCUCCCACAAGGCCAAGCCGCGUGUUACUCACUUGUUAUUCUCAUUGCCCGUCCGUUCCCACCCCCCUCUCGUGUCCCCACACACUAAACUGUCUCAAGAUUCUUCCCCAUUUCCCGUUAGUAGUUAUUGCAGUUUUUCUAAUGACUCCUGCCGACUGACUUAGGGCACCUAUUCCAGGGAUGGAGUGAAUACAAGAAUUGUGUAUUCGAAUACGAAUAUUUCAAAUUCCAGUGAAUGUGACGAAUUUGAAUACACUGAAAUGGCUUUAAUUCUAAUACAAAUACAAAUACUUCUUGAAAGUAUUCAUGAAUACUUUUCGUUGAAAAAUACCUUCUCAACAUAACUGGGUGGUGAGCUGUUCUGAAGUUAUGCAACAGUAAAAUGAGCUCAUGAACACACAUUCAGCAUCCACACUGGCAAGUGACAACUGAGUCAGAUUCCAGACGCCGCGCUGUCACAGUCUGCGAACCUGUGCCACUAUACAUGACGAUUACACGUCCGCCCAGCAGGAGGCUGGAGCUGUAAGGAAGAACAGGUACUAUUUCUGAUCAUAAAUUUUGAAAUAUUUGUCAGAUUACUUGCAGAAUACGAAUACUUUCCCCUGAUAUUCAAAUAUGAAUGAGAAUACUUUGAUUUCUAUUAAUAAUUAUUCAAAUACAAAUAUGAAUACACCCAAAUACGGUAUUCAAAUGUUUUAAAAUACGAAUACUGAAUACGAAUACUCCAUCCCUGACCUAUUGACACACACACAAAUUGUGAAUGAUCUCCCCAUUUUGCAUCUCCCAGAGCCCUUCACUCACUUACCAAUCCACUCACUCAUCCACCCAUUCACUCAAUCACUCACUCACCCACCCACUCACCAGCCAGUAUAUGUGUUUCUCUGCUGGUUCCCUGGAUUGUUUUCUUUCAGUCAGCCAGUCCUUGCAUUGUUCUGUUUGUUAACAUUGUAAAAGAAGUGUAAAGUUUGCCCAUUCACUCCUUUACCCACUAUGUACUAUUUUAUGCUUGUACAGUUAUCAUUGUGUGACUUCCAAUGAUGCAAUAAGUAGUCUGUUGAAAGGAGGAAGUUGACUUUUAACUUACACAAAAGGCAUCAUAGUAGUGGAGGAAGUGUAAGGGGUAACUUUUUAUCUUGUAGGCACAGCAGACUAAGACCCAUACUCUUAAACAAAUCGGCACUUCAGUUCGCCUGCUUGAAAAGUCUCUUGAAGAAAUUCCUGGGCUUUUCAAGGACUGUUUUGUGAUCCUAGUGAUGGUUUUGCAUGAUCUCUGGACCCUGAACUGGAGAACCACCCACAAAAACCUGGUUAAUCUUCUCUGUGGGCUUGGGAAAUAGCCGUCUUGGGACCCCGAUACGUUUAAGAAUAUGGACCUAAGACAUUUGAGGAUAGUUUCAAUCAUUGCCGCUCCCCGAGUGAUAUCCAUGUUCCCCUAACGGACUGUUCCGCUGUACAUAACGUUUUUAUAAUCUUCUCUCACCGGGAGUGGCACAGGUUCUCAACGAGUGUGUUUUACUUGUGGACGAAUUGCACGAGAAAUGAGACGUUGAUCCUAGAGAGCUCUGUGGUGGUGUGUUGUUUUCUGUUUGUUUAUUGUUGGUUAUGUUACAUUUUUGGGAAGGGGUUUGUAUCCUCUUAAUAUACUAGCACACAGUUGUUUGUAGUGCCGUCAACAGGAACAGCAACAGUGUCGUCUGAUAUUUACACUGCCCUAUGCAUAAUCAUACAUUCAGGUUAUAAUGAUGAGGUGGGAAAGUCAGGCUACAUAUCACAGGAAGAACAAAAAACAAGUUGUAAGGGAAAAGCGACCCUCUGUACACUGAAUCCAUGGUCAGUCUUUCCUCUUGCAACUUGUUUCUUGUUCUUCCUGGGAUCUGAAGCCUGACUCUCCCAGUGCAAACUUGGAAAUAAUGGCUUUGACCCUUACUCUUUUCUGCCAGACACCUCCAAUAUCUUACACAGAGUUCAGGGGUGAUAAGUCCUUGUUGUGGUAGAUUAUAAAGGUCACUCAUGGUAGGAUAUCCUCGUAGUGUCCUUUCUCGAACUUUAUCCUCCAUAGGACUCUAAAGUUGAAAGUCAUUGGUGGUAGGCUAACCUCACUCCCUGUCCCAUUGUAGGAGUCUAAAAUAGGAUUAUUGGUGGUAGUAUGUUCUUAAUCCUUCACUCUGUUGUCACUUUGUAGGACUCUAAAACUGGAAGACAAUCAGUAGCAGGAUUUUCUUAACUCCUUCAUUCUGUCUUCACAUUGUAGGGCUCUAAAACUGUAGGAUAUUUGGUGGCAGGAUGUUUUUACUCUAACUGUUUGUGUAUCCUAGGGAGGAAAGGUGGUGAUAAAAUGUCCUUCGGUCCCUCCACUGCUCCGAGCACAGGACGCUAAACCUUGAAACCUGUGAAUCCUGCAGAGAACAGGCGUAGGAGGACAAGGAUUAGAAUAUUGUUUGUAGGAUAUUUUUGGGUUACUAUUGUUUUUUUAACACUCCGAUAUCUCGUCUCUAACUUGAUCAGCUGCUCUUCUGUUGUCAUAUAUGUACUACACUAUCCUUCAAACCUCCUGGAAAUCAAUACAAAAGAGUAGGAGAAUAUCAUGUUUCCUCCUCUCAAGACGUGACAAGUUCGCAUCACGUCUGGAAUUUCCUCAUCGCUGAAAGAAAAUAGGAAUAAACACCUUAGAGAACAGAAGAGCAGCUGAUCAAGUACAAGACGAGAUAUCAGUGCAUUAAAUAAAACCACUCUUAACCUAUCCUUGCUCCUUCCUCCAUCUCUGCGGGACUUGUAAAAGGGAAAAAUAAAUAAAUGGAGAGAUGAACAAGUGCAAUGAUCGCCGGUGUAACGUUUGCGCUAUGAGGGAUAAAAAGGGUGGGCUAAAGGGUUGAACCAAGGGCUAAUGUUGGUUGUUUUUGCCCCCCGUGUCCUGGUGGCCCUGGGACCUGGGGUAUUGUGAUCCUGGUUGUCCAAUCACACAAAACAGUACACAAAAUUAUGGUGAUAGUGUUUCUCCAUUUUUUAGCAAAUUUUUAUGUAUCAGAUCAUUACAUGCAAAAAUUAUAUAUAUAUGUGUGUGUGUGUGUGUGCGUGUGUGUGUGUCUGUGUGUGUGUGUGUGUACCGAUUUCCAUUAAAUACUGACAGACUUAGGCAAUAUGUACCUUUGGAGUGACUGACAAAUUUAGUUUAUGCAAUAAAACUUAUUCUUGGCA